Dermochelys coriacea (leatherback sea turtle) is the source of this 17939-nucleotide messenger RNA. It is a transcript of the gene TMEM151B, whose product is annotated as transmembrane protein 151B. NCBI's taxonomy places the organism in Eukaryota, Metazoa, Chordata, Testudines, Dermochelyidae. The transcript is spliced from 2 exons. The coding region runs from base 62 to 1576 and encodes 504 amino acids. The record is from RefSeq and is a predicted model, not a curated record.
GGCGCCGGCGCUGGCCAGCUGGGAGGCACCGCGCCGGGGGGCCGCCCGCCGCCCCGCCACCAUGUCCCCCCCAGCCUCGGCGGCCGCGGCCGGCGAGGGAGGCAGCAGCACCUCGGCGCCUCCGGAGGCCCGAGAGGAGCAGCGACCGGUGAAGCAGUCCCUCAGUAAGUCCCUCUGCAGAGAAUCCCACUGGAAAUGCCUGCUGCUCUCCCUUCUCAUGUACGGCUGCAUGGGAGCUAUGACCUGGUGCCAUGUGACCAAGGUCACCCGGCUGACCUUUGACAGCGCCUACAAGGGCAAGUCCAUGAUGUAUCACGAUAGCCCCUGCUCCAAUGGCUAUGUUUACAUCCCCCUGGCCUUCCUGGUGAUGCUCUACGUGGUCUACCUGGUGGAGUGCUGGCACUGCUACAUCCGCAACGAGCUGCAGUACAAGGUGGACGUAGACAGUGUGCACGAGCGGGUGCAGAGAAUGCAACAGGCCACCCCGUGCAUCUGGUGGAAAGCCAUCAGUUACCACUAUGUCCGGAGGACUCGGCAGGUCACCCGCUACCGCAAUGGGGAUGCCUACACCACCACCCAGGUGUAUCACGAGAGGGUCAACACCCACGUGGCGGAGGCUGAGUUUGACUUCUCUAACUGUGGGGUUAAGGACAUCUCCAAGGACCUGAUGGACCUGGAGAGCUACCCAGCCACUCGGCUCCGCUUCACCAAAUGCUUCAGCUUUGCCAAUGUUGAGUCCGAGAACUCCUACCUGACCCAGCGCGCCCGCUUCUUCACCGAGAACGAGGGGCUGGACGACUACAUGGAGGCCAGGGAGGGGAUGCACCUCAAGAAUGUGGACUUUAAGGAAUACAUGGUGGCCUUUUCAGACCCAGAAAACCUGCCCUGGUAUGUGUCCCACUAUGUCUUCUGGGUGGCUGCCCUGCUGACCCUGUCCUGGCCUCUGCGGGUGCUGAAUGAGUACCGCACCUCCUAUGUCCAUUACCACGUGGAGAAGCUCUUUGGAUUUGACUUUGUGGCCGUAACACCAGCUGAGGAGCGCUCCUUCUGCAGGAGGAUGCCCCGUGUCAACACGGUGGACAGCACUGAGCUGGAGUGGCACAUCCGGUCCAAUCAGCAGCUCGUGCCCAGCUACUCAGAGGCCGUCCUGAUGGACUUGGUGGGGCUCUCCAGCUGCACUAGCUACACUGCUUGCAGGUACGGGGGCUACCGGCAGAACUGCGAGCGGUGCCACAGGACUAUAAGCAGCUCAUCCAUUUUCUCCCGCAGCGCCCUGAGCAUCUGUAACGGCAGCCCCAGGAUCCCCUUCAGCAGCAGCCGCUUCUCGCUGGGUCGCCUCUAUGGCUCUCGGCGCAGCUGCCUCUGGCAGAGCCGGAGCGGGAGCCUGAACGAGCAGAGCUGCCCGACCGAGCAAACCCGCCUCUCCAGCCAGGUCACUGUGGAAGAGGAGGACCCUCCUGCUUACCAGGAUGCCCUCUACUUCCCCAUCCUUAUCGUGCACCGCAACGAGGGCUGUAUCAACCACGACCACCGUCACCUCCAUCGGAAUGGGUCCUGCAUGGAGACUUCACUGUGAGCGGAGGGCGGCAAGGAUCUCCCUCUUGAUCACCGUGUCUCCAGACACAGGACUUGGGAAGGGAAGGGAUAGCCAGGAAAACGAGGCACCAGUGCCCCACUCAGCAUUUGGGAUGGAGAGGUCACUGCUUCUUGGUCUCCAGGGAUAGGCCCAACAGCUGCUGCCUUUCCUCCCAGCCACAUGGCCCCUUUGAUGUCAUGGAGGUCGGGGAGGCAGCAGGAUGGGCGAGCAGCAGCACCAUCUGUGGCAUGGCACAAAAUGACAGACCGAUGACCACAUGCAAAAAAUGGUAGAAAGGAAAGGACUGAAGGAGGGAGCUGGGUGCUGUAGUUUCAAGCUCUGACUCGAAAGGCCCCGGCUGGCUGGAAUAGUGCUAAAUGACAACUACCACCCACCUGCACCUGUGACCUCUGCCCCUCUCCCCAGUGCUGCAGACUUACUGUCUCACAGAGGGUCCCGCAUGGGGCCAAGAGGAUCAAAGUCUGGCAGCACAUUCCCUUUGGAGCAGCGAUUAACUCCUCAUGCGCCAAAGAUCCUGGGGCACCCGGGCCCAUAGAGCUGAAGGGCAGUUUAGAGGAGAUGCUUAAAACCACAAAGCCAACUCUUUCCCCCUUUUUUGAGACUGUGCUCCGACUGUUACACUGUCCUCAGCUGCUGGGAUGGGCAUCGCUGCCAGACAGCUCCUUAGAAAGCCUCAGCACUCCAGGGCCAAGAAUCGGCAUCCCCUAGGUAAAGCUUAAAGCCAAUUACUUUUCCAUUUGGGGUUGCAGAAAGCAGGAAGCAACAGGGCAUAAACCGAGGAAAGGCCCUACCUGGCAUUAGAGUGCAGUCACAGCAUGAAGCCAGUAGGUCUGGCAGGAGAAGGCCCAGCCUGCAAAGCAAACCAAGGAGACCUUUGUGUGCUGGGAGUCUUCUGCAAGCCAAAGACACCCUAUGGGGAAGGGGUGAGUUGGGCAGCUGGGGACCCCAAGGUCUUGAAGUGAGCGAGGUCUAGUCAUAAUUAAUUCAGCCAUGCAAGGAGUCUGGCGUCCAGGGAGGUUCAACUGCAGUUUACCUAUGAAUAAUAGAGCAGGUUGGCGGGUCUCCGGGAGAGUAAAUAUUACAUGAAGUCAAGCUGGCUUCAGGCUCCAGUAAGUAAUACGAAGGGAAGCUGGGUUUGGCACAGAGUUCUGAGGGCAAGGAGAGGCUGGAGAUGGGAGAGGGGUGGGGAUGUAGAGAGGCCCAGAGUUUCUGCUGUCCAUGCUGGUGAAGGGAAGAGCUGCUAACAAUCUGAAACAAUGCAACCCCUUUGGCCCAUGUGGUUACAAAGAGGGCUCCUCUCAGCAUGAUCCUCAGCUCCUGUGCUCCACGCUCCUCUCUGAAGGGUUUCCACUGGCUCCUCAGGGGACUAUCAUAUGCAACCUGCCCAACAACCUCUUUAGGUUGCCUCCCUCAUAGUACAGACCAAUGAGCAGAAUCCUCUGGCUGGCUGAAAGCUGAACAGAAACAAUCCCAUUGAUAAUAGUCUGCAAAGGCCAUGAUCCCAGGUUCCGUACAGAGUCUGCGAGCAGGUUUAUCAGAGGUAAAGGGCAGGAGCCAGUUCCCUGGGAGCAGCUAAACACCGGCAGUGGUGGCAUGAAUGCAGCUCCCUGCCCCACUGUGGGCGGAAACAGAACCUUCAACUCAGGUGUCUGCAGCAGGAAAAACCACAACAGUUCACCUUUCAGAUCCCAAUCCUAUGAUGGGCCCCCUGCAUCAACACAGAGCCCCAUUGGUCAGUGAGGGUCCACCUAUGCAAUCCAAUAGCAGGAUCAAGGCCUAAAUGGGUCACUUUCUUUAAAUUUCUUCCUGAAACUAGUGCAUGUGGGUGAGAUCUCCUGCUAGGUUGGGCUUGUGGGUGAGGCCAUCAGGAGCUGAUCCUGCAAACUCAUGCUCCUGAAAAUGAUCCUUAUAGACAUGAGCAGUCACUUGAAGUCAAUGGUUCUACUCGUCAUGGGUCAGGGUGGCAAGAUCAGGUCCUCAGAGAGCAGCAGCAAUGGCCACACGAGGCAUUUCUUUUAUGCUAAACUACAGAGGGGGGUUAGAAAUGAGGGGAUCAUUUUGGAAAGUGCUCAAGGAAACCCAGGCUGGCCCAUUACCUGGCUGCAGUAAGUUGCCUUUGUCCCACGGUCACAUCACACUGGAGUCUGAAUGCCACCGUUUUUGUAACCCUGGAACGGACUGACCACAGUUGCCCGCCUUUCACCACUUCAUAUGCACAUACCUAGAGGGAUCGGCAUCUCAGCAGGCUCCCAGUCCUGCAAACCCUUACUCAUGUGAGGAGUCCUUACUGGAAUCAAUGAGGCUUCUUGCAUGAGGAAGGAUUUGCAGGAUUGGGCCCAUAAAUAUUUGGUGGUGGGAGGGAAAAAGGAAAAGUAGUCAAGGCUGAAUUGUAUUUUUUAUAGAGAUCUUUCAAAGUCUGUGCUAGGAUGUGAGAAAGGAGUGAUGAGAUAGUGCCUCUUAGGCCCACAAACUCUGGGCUGGUUCUGUCUGUAUUGCCUUCUUCAUUAGAACAUCACCGCACCUCUUGAACUCAUUAUAGGCUCACCGGUUUUCCUAAGGCCCCUUUUCCAUUCAGCUAGCUGGUCUGUGCCUGUUGAAUGGCCAAGUUCUGGCCUUGGCCAGUGAUCCCCCCAGUCCCUGCUGUCCAUCAGCCCUGUUGCAUUCCCAUCAUCCACCAUGGCAGAGAACGGCAUGGAGCAACUCGCACCACUAGCCAGCAGCAAGCUUUGAACCCAAGCAGCAGCAUGGUCCUCCACUGCUUGAGCUAAAGGAGUAACUCCAGUAGCUGGCAGAAGCAGCAGGCAGUACCAGAUUUACAAUGCACCAGUGGUGCCAUGGAGCCAGCCCAUGCUCAGAAGGGGCCCUGGCCUGCUCCACUUGCACUGUGCUCCAAGACCCUGCUGGCUCCCCCCCACCCACCACUUGCUCCUCUUGGCCUGCCUGCUGGCUGGCCAAGGACUCCUCUCCGCUCCAUGGCCCUAUCCCCUGCUCCUCUCAGCCCCUGGCCAGACCUCAGUGCACCUCUGGCUCUGGGCAGUCUCUGCUUCCCUCCACCUAUGGCCUAUAGGGUGUUGGGGCGUGGGGGCAGCUGUGUGCCGUGGCAUGGGCCCACCCCUGAGGGGAAGGGGUACGCUGGCAACAAAGGGCUGGGCAGGCCACUGUGUGUCUGGCAACUGCUGGUUUGUAAAUAGUGCCCUGCACUGGGCUGGGCGGAGCGGGGCCACCCCUGCCAUGCCAUGCCCCAUUGCCCUUGGCUGGCCCCUCGCUCUCGGGACCGACCUCCCUGCGCCAUGCUCCAUUGCCCUCAUGGAGGCCCAGAUAUGUUUGGUGCCGUCCCCACAAAAGGUUAAUCCGGCCCUGGCAGUAGGACAUGUCUAUCCCUCUGCAGAUCAGCUACAGAAAGGAGACAAGUAACACACACUGAACCAUGCGUUACAUUGCAUUUGGUUCAGCCAGACCUCCCCCGGGCCAUUUCUGCAUGUAAUGCUGGUGUACUGCUUCACUGAUCACAGUGCCUGUACCACUCCCUGUAUCCCCGCCCCUCUCCUCAGUAACGCUGUUGUGUUGGUUGCUUUCCAGAAUCUGACAUACCGUUAGGGAAUUUCUCGAAUAAGAAUGAAUACUUCACUAACUUCCCCUCAUUUCCAAGAUAAAGAUCUUUCCCCAUGUUUCUAACAGGACCUGAGACUGUUAGAGCUGAAAGAAUUUUAAACAUCUCAUUGACUUUCCCCCCAACGCUGAUGAAGUUUAUUUUCUGUUCUGCUCCUUACUCAAUGAAAUUAGGCUGGUCAGUUUCACACUGAGUUUUCUAGUCAGUUUCACUUGUUAUCAGGUACUAAAACAAAGACUGUUUGAACUGAAACUUUUUUUAAAACCUCAUAGUUCCAUUCAGAUUUUGUCUUGUCAAACCCCUCCUCCCACUACAGAACCUACAUUUUGGGCUUAAACGGUAGUGGCCCUUUAAGAACUGGUAGGUAUAAAUAACCAGGCCCUAGGCUAUCCUGCUCCUCUGUUUCCAUUGUUGUCUGCACACUAUGCAAAGCUUCUGCCAAACCCAGACCUGGUAGAAGUGGCUACAGCUCCACUGGCUCUCUUAUACCAAUUGAAUUUGGUGGCCAGUGCCUCAUUCGCCUCUCACUCAGGGCCCAGUGCAACUCCUGUUAACGUCAGUAGAAUAGCUCCUAGUGAUGUCAGUGGGAGAUGGUGGAAUGUGCCCUUAUGCCUUGUUAGAGGAGUAUCCCCACUGAAGUUAAUGGAGUUAAAAUGGGGUGUGACUGGGGUAUGUUAGAGGGGACUCAGGCUCUCUUGUCCUUCCCCAGCUGUUCCAUUUUAAAGCUGCUCAUGGCUUAGGUUAGGCUACACUUGCUAUCUUUCUGUGCCCAGGUGCCUUAGAUCCAUGGAUUUAUCAUAGGGGUCGGCAAGUCUUUCAGUUCCCCUAGGGUCGGGGGAGCCCACAGAGCAAGGGCAGGUUAGAAAGGUUUACUUACCCGCAUCCUUUAUCGCCAGUAGCAAAACUCUGCUGCCAAACACUCUGCCCAUGAGCUUUGUCCAGUCCUUUUUCACACCAAGAUUCUUUUCCCCUGGGUUCAGGUUCAUCUUGGUCCUUAGAUAGCUCCAUUUUCACCCACACCACCCUCAAAGUGUCAUUGGGGAGACUCCUACCAGCCAGCAAGACUAGGCUUCCUCUAGAUACUGCUGCUGACUUGGCCAGAGGGUCUCUGCAGAGUGAGGGAGCCACCCACUGCCCCAGCACCUGGGACUGAACAAAGUCCCCCACAACCAAGUUCAUGUUUCAAACACAGCGUCCCCAUGUGGCACCAUUAGGCUCACUAAUGCUGCUGAGAGAAGUUUUGCCCCUCUGACUGGAAUUCUCCACCACCAAAGCCUGAGCCAAGGUUGUCCAAGAUUGCUUGAAGCCCCUCCAAGCUCUCACCCCACCUACCCCCUGUGGACUGAGGUGUUGCCUCUAUAAUGUCCCAAGCCCCUGCCAGCCCCAGGGAGAGAAAAAGCAGGUUCAGUAAUCAAACGCAGGACUCCCACAGAGCAGCACUUGUACUGGCCCCACUAAGCCACUGCUGAUUUGGGGUCUCCUUUAAGAGUAACUUGACAUCUCAUAGGCCAGCCCCCACUCUUCUUCAGCAACAGGGAGAAAAGCUGCCACCUGGAGUCCAAUCUCCCACCAUGAACUCCUCACCCAUUUCUGAUCCCCACUUUGAAAGGAAGGCAAUUAACAGCCCUAUCUCCCCUUUCCCCUGCAAAUCUUAGGGCUAGCCCUGAGCCACCCUUUACCUGACGGUGUUGGCAGCACACGGGCCAGGUGCUAGGAUACAUGGGGAAAGCUUUUGCCAUAGAGGGGAGGUUAAGCACUAGGCAUCUCAAUCUGAUGAGGAAAGGGCAGCCUGUGUGUGUGUGUGUCUCUGUGCGACCGCACACAACAAAGCCUCUAACCAGCUCGGCUCUGCAGCCCAGCUGCCUCCUCCCUGCUCUCCUACGGUUAGCCCAUUAAUAAAUCCAGCUGUCCACUUGAGUUAAGAUUCUCCUCCCCCAUCAGAUAAGAGAUUUUCACCGGGUAGUGGAGGAGUCCCCUGGGCUCCGGGGGAGGAAAUGCUGAGAUCAGACAUGCCAGUGGCCAAUUAAUCCCUUUGAAAUCCAGCAGGUUCUCCAACAUGCUGCCUUUUUUCUAAGCGCUGCCCUAAGGCAGGUGGUAGCAUGCAGGGCCAGCGCUCCGGGGUAUCUGCCCAUCACCCCUGCAUCCUCCUGCGUCCCUUUGCGCUGGCUGAGAGCCUGCUGAGCGGAUGAUGACGGGAGCCGUGCAGCCACCAGCCAAGCCACUGGUACACACUAGAAAGUACCCUGAUGGGGAUGGUCACCCAGCCCGGGUCCAGAGGGAAUGGAUCAGAGCAGCCCCAUCUAUAUGUGUCUCAUCUGACUUUCCUGGACCCCAACGAGAAGGAUGGCGGGGAGGGAGGAACUCCAUCUGCCUCUCCGGUUCCCUCCUCCCCCAGUUCUGAGUUACAAUGGAGCCAGGCAUGUGCCUUGCCUGAGAGUGUGAGCAGGGGCUAGGACAAGCCCUUCCAGUCCACGCAUUUCCCUCCCUGGGGAAGGACAAGCCACGGUCACGUAGGGAGACCUGGCUGCUGACUCUAACAGCAUAGCGGAUGUGCCACGUCUGGGCUGGGAGUGGAGCACAGCCAAGGGGCUGAGGGAGCAGGGAUGAAGACAGGAGAUGGCCUGGGCUGAGGAUGAGAAACCUAGAGAGGAUGGGCUUGAAGCAGGGACUCACAGCUAUUGCCCCCCCCCACUUCUGACAGGCCGUUUAGUCCAGCCAUUCACGUGGGGCCUCAGCUAAGAGUCCAGUGCACCCCCCUUACACCCAUAUUCCUAUCCCAGGGGGCUGGGGGGAGAGAACAGCAGCAUCCAGAACUGGUGCAUGGGUUUAUGAAGGAGUGAGGGGGCUAGUACAUGUGUGUUAAACAUGCAUUAAACAGGAGGAACGAGGAACCUACUAUGUGUCCAGUCAGGCCCACAUGAAUGGGGAGAUGUUUUAAUUCUCCAAGGGGCACAAGUUAUUUACACUGUCAGCACAAAGCACCAAUAGGGUGACUAGACAGCAAGUAUGAAAAAUCAGGGCAGAGGGUUGGGAGGGGUGGUAAUAGGAGCCUAUAUAAGAAAAAAAUCCCAAGUAUCGGGACUGUUGCUAUAAAAUUGGGACAUCUGGUCACCCUAAGCACCAAUCCUCUAGUCUGUGUGGCAGUAACCACCACUAGCAUUUCACCCCCUCCGGUUGGGAUGGGAUCCAGGGACCCCCAUGUGGCUAUAGGCUUAGCAGCAGUGUCUGAACUGGCCAGGUAUCCAUUCUCCCUGCAGUCUAGUGUCUGAUCUCAGCUAUGUCUAUGCCGGUGAUGGUGAUUCCUUUGGCAGCUCGUUCGAUUGCCUGUCUGCUCAUUUUAUGAUAGCAUGUUGCCCGAUAUCUAACUUGAUUCUCCCUGUUGUAUCUUAAUCCCGUUACUUCUCCUCCAUUGACUAAUGAGAGUAAUUGACCCUGCUUCUCUCUGGAACAUCCCUCUCUGUAUGAACAGACAUGUACCCUCUCUCUUCAGCCUUCUCUUCUCCAGAGCCCAAGUGCCCAUUUCUUCCAAGGUCUUAUUACACAGACCAUGUGCUUGCUGGACUGUGCAACUUUUUCCUGUCCAAAGAUUCCUUCCUUGUAUCCUAGCCCUGAAAAAACCCAGGCAGGGAGAGGGGAAAAGAGCAAAGCAAGGAGGGGCCAUUAUCCUGCAAGCUAAGGCUCAUCUCAGGGCUGAUUUUCCCUCUCCCAACAGCUCAGCAGAUCCCUGCAGAGUGAUUUUGCUCUCCGUGUUGUAGGUGCCUGGCGCUGUUCUCCCUGUACGUGUGGAGAGCAGAGUGGCCCCACCCCUACAGCCCAUAUCAGAACAUAUCCCUUAGUGAAGGUAGGAGCACGCUGGAGCUAGGUUGCAAAGCGAGGGGGAGGGGAAGGGUAAACUUUUCACAUCCCUGUCCCAACCAUUGCAGUCUCCCAUACACUGGGGUUUGUUCUCAGCACAAUGCUCGACACAGCAGGCUUUUACCCAUGGAGCACGAUGCUUGAACGGGACAGCAGUAAGGCCCCUUCUUUUCCCAGCACGUGAAGCAGCUAAUGUAGUAUUCAAAGAGGAUAAGGUUAAAUAAUACUCGAGCUAUUUUGCAUUUCCUGUUGCUGCCAUGCAAGAAUCUGUCAAGUAGCAUAGGCCCCAAGGUUUGGUUUUGCUAAUUAAAGGGUGUGUGUGUGGUUCAGUCAACCCUAAUCUGAAUAGACAUAUUGCCAUCAUUUUAGCCAUUAUUAUUUUUGCCUUUGAACCUUCCCCAACAGUGCUAGGUUCCCAAGCAUUUUGCUAGUGCAGUGCAAGGAAGCAAAACUGACCAGCCUCGUAUCAUUGCCUGCAAUGCAACACCUCAAACAAACUCCUGAUGAGGACAGCAGGUGAAUUUUCAGAAUGUUCUUUCAGGUUUAACAAUGGCAGGUGCUGUUGAUAAGGCAGGGAGAGGAAACUUCUCGGUAUAGCUAACCGCAUGCAUUCGAAUAUGAAUCAGCCCCCACUCCAGAUGCAUAACCUGGCUUAAAAAUGAUAGGAUUUUAAAAAAUAAAUACAUUUGGGGUUCUUUUCAUCUGCCUUUAGGUGUUUGAGCCUUUACAAGUCACAUUUUCAAGCUCUUCUCCCCAACAACAAGGACUUAGAACUUCUUUUUUUUCUUAAAUGAAAGUGGAGACCCUCACCAUAUAACGUGACUCCCGAGCUGGAGCUUAAUGAAGAACACCAACAAACACUGCUUUUAAGAUGUGAUUCUUGACAAUCCAGGGCUGUGCUGACAACCAGCCAAUUUUCACUAUGGAAAAUGUAGAGGCUACUGUUUGCUCGACUUUUAAAAAAAACCCUCUUUGCACCUAGUACUCACAAUCCAGAGAAAUAGCCCUUUGCUGCCCUUUGCUUCCCAAGUAAUUAGUUAACUUUUCAUCUUUUGUCCAAGUUCCGAUUAGGUUGAAGUAGCAAGUGAAGACACGGGUGAUUUUGCUCUACUCACUGCCUGGGAAGCAGGCAGAGGGAAGGGCACUGGAAUGGAUAUUUUCAGCGGGCGACACUCUUUAAGAAGAGCAAGAUGGCUGACGCCCACGAGUGUGGCCUUUACAUGCAGGACCCUGUUCUGCAACCGGCUUUACAAGAGUGGUCCUCUGCACCUAUGCAGAGUCCACUAGGGGCCUGCCUGUGGGGAUUCAACCGUAGGAUUGGGGCCUUAAUCUUUAAGAAGACAAAAAGGGUGAUAAGCCAAGUAGCACCUGGUUUCAGGGGCAAUAACGGUAUAAGAUCGCCCCUCUGAUUUAAGUAUUACUCCAAUGGUGAAAUAACAUCCUUGGCCUUUUGUUCCAGCCGUUCAGAUUACAACCCUGGUAAUUUCUGUUUAAUUAUCACACAAGUGAUAUUUUACAGCUGUCAAGUUUAAAACCAGGCAGUGGAGCUGCUACUGUCCUGCAGUAUACAGUGAGAAGUGCAGUAUGUAUGGUGGAGAUCUGAAAUAUUACUGCACCAGCCAGAAUUCAGAUUACCAAACCAUGGGCAGCCAUAGAGCUCCAAACAGAAUGAAUGCUUUCUUUUAAAUUAAAUUAGUCUUUGUUGAAGAAAAUAAAAUAUAUGGCUACCUGGCUCCAUGCUAUCCAAUACAUGGCCUGUGAGUUAAACAUCAGGCCAGUUGUAUAUUCCAACUGAAAUGCACAUGUUGGCAUAGAGUUCGCAUAGCCUGGAUGUGUGAUGUGUUGGGUCAUAUACAGUUUGGAACAUAGAGUUGUUGUUUUUUUCCUCCCCCUUGUGGGCACUGCUAACUUUAGUGGAUAUAAUGGGCAUUUUGGAAAGAAGGGGAAGGGAUAUAGCCAAGGUGCAAGUAGAAAUUAAUUGGCUGUGUUCAUCCUUAGUUGUAACUCUGUUGAAGCCAGCGGAGCUACACAAGGGUGAACAUGGCCCAUCUUCUCCACAGCUUCACUUCCCUUGAAUCCAAUCUAAUCAAUCCUUGCAAUAUCUAUUUUAUGCCUGGAAUUAACUUUGGGAUUUUGCUAAAUAAAUCACCUUCCAGAAUCUAACUGGUCUUCAAUGGGCUUGUGAGAUCCAGGUAUCCCUGUGGCCAACCUGUUGUCAGGAGGUUCUGCUCUCCUCCCUCCGUCAUGGAACCUAGAGUUACACUUUGAAGGGGAACCUUAUGCCCAAGGAUUUGAUCUUGUCAGCUGCAUCGAAACAAACAAAUUGACCACUGCCACCUAGGGCCAGGAGGAUUCUUCUCCAAAACAGCAACUCUUUCCAGCCAGGACAUGGCAUUUUCCACAGCAUUCCUGCCUACAAGUUCCAAGGUCUAAACUAAACUUGGAAGAAGCCUCAUGUACUUCCCCUUGUUCUCUCCAUGCCUGGUCUGUCUUUGGGGCAGCGUCUUUAUGAAGUCCAAGGAGAUCAUCUUCCUGCAAUCCAGAGCCAGUCUCUACCAGCGGGUACAUCACCCACCUAUGCAACACUUUCAGAAACUGCUGAGGCUUCAGGAGUCCAUACCAAUGUGCAGUAUGUGCUUCUGGCACCAGUGACAAGCACAACGGCCCAUGGAAACCAAUUGGUCGUUGGUGGUGGUGUUUUGUUUUUUUAAAACUUAAGACUUUUAAUGGGGAAAAUGAAACUUUAUGGGAACACAUGAGCCCUUCCAGAAAUAUUGCCAGUUCUUGGAACUUUAGGGAUUUUGUAGAUCACCCACUGUGAUUAGACUUUAGUGGACUUUGCAGAGCAAACACACACACACACACACACACACGAGGAUCACUCACUCUCCAUCAGUGCAAGCUGCUUCUGCAAUCUUAGCUAUUCACGUAGUGAAAGAAACACAACAUAGCUACAAUGAGUCAAGAUGAUUUAGUACUGGUAUCAGUCACACGAUUCUAGUGUCCAUUAGCUGCACUGUCAGCUGACAUCUAAUGAGUUCUGACUUUGGAUGGCAGCCCUUGAAGCAAUCAGGGUGAAAAAGGAUUCAAAACAUAGGCCUGAGAAUACAAACAAGUCUCCAGAAGCAGGAGCAGAUACACGAGAUCAGGUGAUAACAGAUGGAGUCUUCCUGUUCAAGUUAGGGAGAGAGUUUUUUUUAAAUCAGAUUUUUCUUCUGGGGAACAGUUGGCCCUAAGUGAUGACAUUAGAUGUGGGGAAGGGGAGGUGGGAGAAUGACAUAAUAGAUUCUAGGCAAGUCUAUGCUACAGCGCUACAUUGGCACAGCCACACUGAUGCAGCUGCACUGCUGUAGCACAUCCAGUGUAGAUGCACUGUGCCAACAGGAGAGCACUCUCCCAUCGGCAUAAUUACUGCACCUCAGUGAGAAGCAUAAACUAUGUCAGCAGGAGAGCGUCUCCCGCCGACAGCUCCAGUGUGGACAGCACAAAACUUGUGUUGCUGGGGAGGGGGGGCACUUUUUCAUACCCCUGAGCAACGUAAGUUAGAUCAACUUAACUGGUAGUGUAGACCUGCCCUUUGAGAGAGGCAUGAUGAGAUAACAUCUUUUAUUGGAUCAACUUCUGUUGGGGAAAGAGGAAACUUUCAAGAAGAGCUCUGUGGAGCUCAAAAGCUUGUCUUUUUUCACCUCUGUGGAGCUCAAAAGCUUGUCUCUCUCACCAACAGAAGUUGGUCCAAUAAAAGAUAUUACCUCACCCUCCUUGUUGCUCUGAUAUCCUGGACUCGACACAGCUACAACAGCACUGCAAACUAAUGGAUUCUGCAGUUCUGUGAAGCUUCACUCAAUACACUGUAGAGCUGGUUGGAAAAAAAAAUCCCAACAAAAUGUGUUACAGGAAUUUCUCAAAAGUUAGAGAAAUUCAAAAUAGAGCUAGAGAAAAAUCCUGAACAACUUUUGGUAAAGGGUUUUUUUCUUUUUCCCUUUUAUGCUUGAAAAUUGAAUUUUUGAUGAAAAAUUUAUUCAUACCCCUCACCAAUUUGAAAAAUUUCAACCACUUCCACUAAAUAGUCGGGCCUCAAGGAAAAAGAGAACAAAACAGAAGGAGAAAAUAGAAAAGGAUAAAGUUGUUAUAUCGGUAGCAUUCUAGAUGGGCUGGAUGAUCCAGAAUAGAUGCAGGUGUCUGAAAUUCUCCUCUGCAGUCAUCCAGGAUCUGAAAUGGUCACAGACGUGUUCCAUCAAAACAAACUGGCCUGGUGCAUACGCAGAGCUAGUGAGAUGGAGUCCUGUGCCAAAAUUUGUCAAGUUGUGGUUUUAGCUCAGAGUAAUCCAUUAUUUACUGCAGCAGUUCAGUAAAUGACAAAAUGAUGCCUGUUUCAUGGGAAAGGAAGCUGAUCUCUGGCCUUCUGUGUGUGGAGGUGGUUGUGGAGUUUCACGUUUGCUGCAGUGAGUGUAUGAGCUGUGAAGGGCAGGGAUAGAAAGGUGGUGCCAAUAAGCAUGUGGUGAGAAGUGUUUUAGAGCAUCCUAGUCCCCAUGUCUGACUGGAAUUGGAGAGCCAUUGAAUCCUUCCCCCAAUCUGAUACUAGGCAUAACUCCAUCCAAUCUCAUCUUCCCGAUUCAGCUCCCAACCAUAAUCCCACUGACAUGACCAAAGCCUGAAUGACCAUCCCACCUGCUCCCUUGAACCCCUGGAUCAAGAUGGAAUGCUGCGAUUGGGAGUGGCCUCAUUCUGCACUAUAUUUCGGCAGCCACCGGCCAUGUUGUCAAUUUCCAUUGGCCACAUUUUCCCCCCCGAGGGCUGCACAAACCUUGGAUUAAUCUGUCUUCUCUGGGGACAGCCACAAACCCACUUCUGUGCUCUGUGAUGUGACUUGGACCCAUGAGGGAAUUCCUUUAUUCUCUAAAUCACUGCAGCACAGCCAUCAUUCCUUCAGUCAUGCUGGUUGCUACACUCACAAAAAAACCUUCCCCACUGCUUCCUUCACUCCUUGAACGCAUAUAGGCAUCUAUGUCAGAGCUUUCCAGAGAUUCAAGAAGAAACGGUCCCAAAAGAUCAUGACACCAGAGCGUAAAAAGCCCUGCCAUAUUGGUUUUCCUGACCUCCAGGACUCAGCAGCUGAGAGAUAGAUACCUGCUUUCCCUGAGCAGAGGGGCCAGCUAAACGAGGCAGAGGAACUCCAACCACAUCGCUAUAGGCACGAGGGACCAAAAGGCACGAUCACCAUCACAAAUAUCGUACACAGAGAUGCGUUAUCUACAGGGCCCUUUAUAAACACAGGACCCAGUCCUGCUGCUGCUGAUGUUGAAGGAAGCUUUGCCAUUGCCUUCAGAAUGUGCAGUGUCCAACUCACAGAUGAAGCUCUCUGCCCUGAGGCGCUUCCCGGCUGGACAGAGUCAGAUAAAAACUGACUAGGCAGGCCAGAACACAGUGAGAACUCAGCAUAGAUCUUUUUAAGUGGGAGUGGUGAGCAUGCUAUAGUCCAGUUGCUUGGCAUUUGUGGGCUUUGGGGAAGUGGUGGCUUUUCAGGGGGUGGGGGUUGGCUGGAGAGGAGGAAGGAGCCUGAGGCACGGGGCUACGGAGGUUGUUACAGGACAGAAGAUGGCAUGGGAGAAAACAGUGGAAGGCAGAAUCAAAGGGAGCGUCAAUGUAGAGCGAAAGGUGUGCAAUGGACAUUCUGAAAGGAGAAGUCUCCUUGGCUAAGGAGACAGCUGUGUGAGUAACGCCUGGUGUAACUGCAAGGCCUGAGACACCUUAAUUUAUCAGAGCAAUACCAUUGCCUCCCAGGCUGGUGCUCUCAGCCCACUCUCCAAGGAACAGAUGAGCAUUAACCACAAGGGAUAACGUGGCCAGAGGCCCAGAUGUACAAUUGUUGCUGGCUCACAACUAAAUUGCCUUUCGCCUCUAGAGAAGCUAAUCCAUCCAGGCCAGAGGGGAUAGUGUUGGUAGGGAUCUGGCAGCACUUGCUUUCUGAAGCCUGGCUAGUGGGAAUAAAGCUCUUUAUUCUUUAGCUAUGCUCUCAGCCUAAUUUAACCAUUUGCAGGCAGUGUCUCUACACUACCUCACAUCUCCCCCACUCCCUACAACCCUCCCCACAUAGGACACAAGCGAAAUGAGUUCAGAGGGUUUCGUUCUUACUCCCCUGUGAACAAAAGUACCGCUCUGCAGCGAGCCAAGAGUAGAAGAAUUGCAGAUCAAGAGCGAGAUACAUCAGCAGAGCUGUGUGGGCCCUAGGACUGAACGAGAGUGUGUGAGACAGGGGGUGGCAGGUGCAGACUGAGGACAAUUAGCAGAGCUGUGUGGAGAGCUCAGGAAUGGAGUAGAAAGGGGAGCUAUCUGGCCAAGGCGAAUUAGCAGGGCUAGGUGGGAGGAAUCUGGCCAACACUAUGCAUGGUUCAGACCAGCACUCUGUCCCUCAUUUUAUGAGCAUCACAUUUGUUCACUAAUUCGUUUUUAAAAACCCCAAACAGGGUUUCAGGCUAUUCUGCGACUGGGCACGCAAGGCUCCACCCAGUCCCUCAGACUUUUUCAGCCGCCAUGGAAAUGACUGGCCGUACUCUGCUGUCUCAGGGUGACACACAAACCCACCAGGACUCGUCUUCCCCCCCGACUCCAAAUUGCCAUUCUCCAGCCGCUCUGGCUGGCUGAGUGCACAAAAGGUAGACUAAGCGGCAGUAGAAAUGCUUCCCCACCCUGGCAGCGAAUAGAGAAAGCUCAGUCUGGACAGUGCCAACCUAAUGCAGGCCAAAUGAAGGGGCUGAAUGAAGUAAGGAGUUCUGGGCAUACUCACCCCCCACAUUUCCCAGCUAGUGCUGGAAAUUAACUAGCCCAUUUCAUGAGACAUUGCUGCUCUGACACCAAGAACUUACACCACUGUUGCUCACAGCAGAAGCUGUGAGAUUUGGGCAGCCAGCCACAGAGAUACGUCCCUUCCACCGUAUGCAUUCAGAUCAGAAGCCCAGCUUGCCAUCUGCUGCUUUAAGGAACCAGCUUUUCGCCCCAUCCAGCUCAAGUGGAGGCACUUACUUGCACACUUAAAACAAACGCUCUAGUGUUGUUCACAAGAGCUCAAAACUCUAGAAGCCGCUGUUUAUGCGCCCCUCCCUCCGCGCACACACAAAGAAAUGCUGUCUCAUUUGAUUGGCUCGCCCUGAUUUUGCCCCUUUAUGCUGCUGGAUAGGGCACAAACAGCAUUUGGGGAUUAUCAACAUACAGCCAAGUGGAGCAGAAACUGCUCUCAGACUUAGGAGCUGAAGGUCAUUCAUUCCUAGCAUUGCAAUGAGGUCUCACAGUUGACCUACACCUUCAGUGUCCUAUGGGACUGUUUGCCUCCCAUAGCACUAGUGAACUAUUGCUAGUGAAUUAUUCAUUCCAUUAAUUUGACCUUAUUUCUGUUGCCGAUUGUCCAUGGCCAGACUUGGAUUUUUACUAAAUGGUUUGUUAUUUGAAAUUGUUCAAAGAUGUGUAAAUUAACACAUUAUUCACUUCUGUGGGUCCAUGUUUGGUGGGAGGAGGAGGGGGCAGUCACCCAAAUCACAUGGUUUCAUUUUGGUACCAGAGGAGGGAAGUCCAAGAGAUUUCAAGAUGGCUGCCUGAACAGACAUUCCCGAGAGUCUUGGCACAGGUAUGCAUUUGUAAGAUAGCUGCUAUAGUUCAGCUGCUUGCAAACUUUUCUCUGUUUACAGGAAGAAGGUUGUGAAUGCCCUGGAAGGCAAUUUAAUACAAUUUUUAUUGUAACCAAAAAAAAAAAAAAAAAAAAAAAAAAAGGGUUGUGAAUAUUUAAAAACUAUGCUUGCCCAGUUCUAACCACCUCUCAGGGCCGAUGCUGCCAAACAAACCUACUAUUCUUUGUGUAUUUGGUGGAGUGUGGUUUACGGUACAUUUUGGGAACACAACCGCUUCCCACACUGAACUUGUUUUCAAUGCAUCACCCUGCUCUCCACGAAGUGGGCUGCACUUGUAAUAUAAAGAGUUGGUCUUGGGACAAAUCUAACCCUUUCGUAACUGGUCCAUCCACAUCAUUGGGAGUGGCACCUGCCCCGUGUGGCUGAACAUGGUCCCUGGGCUUUUGCAAGGUUACUAAACAAAAUCUCAUCUACUUCAGCUGUGUCAUAGAAUAUCAGAGUUGGAAGGGACCUCAGGAGAUCAUCUAGUCCAACCCCUGCUCAAAGCAGGACCAAUCCCAAAUUUUUGCCCCAGAUCCCUAAAUGGCCCCCUCAAGGAUUGAGCUCACAACUACUGGGUUUAGCAGGCUAAUGUUCAAACCACUGAGCUAUCCCUCCCCACUUCUUUAAGAAAAUAUUUGUAAACUUAAAAACACCCAUCUCAACAAAAAAUGCUUAGUGGUGGGUAAUGAGUAGCUGAUGUUCUGGAGAGGUCUUGACAAAAUCUUUUAUAGCUGCUGUGGCUGGCUUUUCUUUUGUUGGGGAUAGCCCCUGCAGAACACCACAGCGUUGAUGUGUAGCUUGGAAGGGAGUAAAUAGUGUAUGUUGAUUUGCAAGGGCUUUAGGGUAGUGCUGUUGACACACCUCUAAGGUGGCCAUUGCUGCUAGUGAUAACCUCACACCGUAUCCUUUCUGAUCUAUAAGGCCAGAGCAUCAAGCAGCUAAGGGUCCCAUUGGCCUGGGGUCCGCAGGCAGCAGAGCCACGAGCGUUUGUAUCCGCUGGGUGGAGCGAGGCACCGGCGGGGAUCUGUCCAACAAACUCUUUAGUGAGCACUGGGAACAGUUUUUACUUUUAAAUAUGUCAAUAUGAUCUAGCUCUGUCUAUCUGUCUCUCUCUGUAUAAACAGUAUAUCACAAUGUUGCCUUUUCUGUUGGAAAUAUCAGAGUACAAAGAUUGUAAACCAAAUCGGUGUAAUAAAAGUUCCAGAUGAUUCACUGA